Molecule: messenger RNA, 3594 nt
Organism: Platichthys flesus (European flounder)
Lineage: Eukaryota; Metazoa; Chordata; Actinopteri; Pleuronectiformes; Pleuronectidae
Gene: fbln1
Product: fibulin 1
Exons: 15
Coding region: 171-2204 (677 amino acids)
Biological process (GO): extracellular matrix organization
Cellular component (GO): extracellular region
Molecular function (GO): calcium ion binding; peptidase activator activity
Source: RefSeq, a predicted model, not a curated record
UCACAUCGCAUCCACCUCUCGCACGGUGCAGUCUGUGUUCUCCCGAGAGAGCGCCGCCUCCGAUCCACUCACCAUCCUGCAAAGAAAACUCACCAAACUCAACAGGAAGCUGAACGCGCCGGGAUCUACUUCACUUCACAGCAGCAUUGGGCAGAUUCUCUCCUCAUUCAAUGGGUCCGUGUGUUGUGCUGCUCUGCUCCAUGUUCGGGCUCCUGCUUGGCCAAGGAGCAGAGCAGGUCUCGAUAGAGGACUGCUGUAAGGAUGGACAGAAGCGAGGCAAUGAUAACGAAGACUGUGCAUCCCUCCCUCUCAUCUCUGGGUCAGACACAUGCAGGAUAGUGCAGGAGCAGUGCUGUGUGACAGUGCUCGAGGAUAACAUGUGCACCACUGGUAUCAACGUGGCCAAAGACCAAGGAUCCUGUGACUCUUUAUUCAGUAGCACCUGCGAGACCAAGACGACAAAGAUGUGCUGUGGCUGUUGUCUUCUGGGGAAGACGACCCAGGAGCAGGGCCUACCGUGCUAUAACAGCCUGUCUGUGGGCUACCAGUGUGGCCUGGUGUCCCGGGCUUGCUGCAUGGAGGGAGCCUCAGAUAACCAGACAGCACCAACAGCACAAACAGAGUUACCAAGCAAGGAUGUAACCAUUGAAAGAGGAGAUAAUUCAGUGUUAACCGACCAGUGUGAUGGGAAAUGUGCUCAUGUCUGUGUCGGCAACAACACCUGUGCCUGUUUGAAAGGCUACAAACUCAAACCAGAUGGGAAGAGCUGUGACGAUAUAAACGAGUGUCUGCUGGGAGCCAGUAACUGUCGGGCAGGACAGCGAUGCAUCAACAAAGAGGGCUCAUUCCGGUGCCAGAGAGAGGUCAGCUGUGGAACUGGCUAUGAACUCACUGACAACAACGACUGCAAGGAUAUUGACGAGUGUGAGGCUGGUAUCCAUAACUGUGGCCUGGUGUUUGAGUGCCAAAACAGCCAGGGGUCGUUCCGUUGUCUUCCCAAGGUCAAGUGUGGGGUUGGCUUCAUCCAGGAUGCCCUGGGCGAUUGCAUUGAUAUCAAUGAAUGUGUUAGCCACACCGGUCCAUGCAGCAGAGGACAGGUCUGUUUGAACACAGUUGGCUCCUACAACUGCCAGAGGAACUCUGUGAACUGUGGUCGGGGGUACCACCUUAACGAAGAGGGCACACGCUGUGUUGACAUAGAUGAGUGUAAGGGCCCUGAGAAGGUCUGUUCAGGUCAUGGUUGUAUCAACCUGGUGGGCUCGUACCGCUGUGAGUGUGGGAGUGGCUACAUCUUCAACAGCAUCAGCCGCACAUGCGAGGAUAUUAAUGAAUGCAGGCACUACCCAGGCCGCCUGUGUGCUCACAAGUGUGAGAACACUCUGGGGUCCUACAAGUGCAGCUGCACGACAGGGUUCAAGCUCUCCGCCGAUGGCAGGAAUUGUGACGAUCUGAAUGAAUGUGAGAGCAACCCAUGCAGUCAAGAGUGUGCCAACGUGUAUGGCUCGUACCAGUGUUACUGUCGCCGUGGGUACCAGCUCAGUGACAUCGAUGGCAUGACUUGUGAAGACAUUGAUGAGUGCGCUCUGCCCACUGGAGGUCAUAUCUGCUCCUAUCGCUGUCACAACACCCCCGGCAGCUUCCACUGUUCCUGUCCCGUCACUGGCUACACCCUGGCACUCAACGGUCGCAGCUGUCAGGAUAUUGACGAAUGCGCGGCGGGAACUCACACGUGUGCGGAGAACCAGAGCUGCUUUAAUGUGCAGGGAGGAUUCAGAUGUUUGUCCUUCGAGUGUCCAAACAACUACCGGCGUGCUGGAGAAACUCGAUGUGAACGCUUGCUUUGCAAUGAGUCUGUCGAGUGUCUGGCCAUGCCGCUGAGAAUAACCUACUACUACCUCACGUUCCCCACCAACAUUCCCGUCUUCACCAACAUCUUCCGCAUGGGCCCCUCUAACACUGUCCCCGGCGAUGACAUCGGGAUUGCUAUCACCGCUGGCAACGAGGACGGUUUCUUCAAGACGGAGCAGGUGCCCUCCGGCGGCGUAAUGUCUGUGGCGAAGCUCAUCAACAAGCCGCAUGACUUUGAUCUGUCCCUGGAGCUGAGGCUACGUCGCUAUGGCACGAUCAGCACAUACCUGGCCAAAGUGCUGGUGUUUGUUACCCAGGAGGAGCCCAGAGUACCUUACAACCCCCUACUAGAGUAAACAUGGGUGUUAAACAGGGAUACACCAGUUACUACACUCUUCAAAAAGAUGUGUCAUUUGGAAAUGGAUUGUCCCAGUAAGAAAACGCAAGUUUAUCCUCAAUGUAAGACAUGCAAAAUUAACAUAUGGUAUAUUGAUAGCAUAGCAAGGUGAUACAGUCUAGGCUGUAUUGUAACAUAAGGCAGAAAUAUACUGUAUGCAGUUAAAUAUAAAACAUCUGAUUUCCAAUCAGUGAUAAGUACCUUUACAAUUCACCAUCACUCGAUUCUCUCAUUCAUGGAUUAUACCAUUUACCAGACAACUCAGUUUGAAAUGUUUAUUGAAGCAGCAGCACAUAGAGUCUGGCAUCAAGGCUCCGACUUCAACACUUCCCAUAUAUGAGGACGUAGCUAUAAUGGUGAUAAGCAAAUAUAUAUAACCCCUAUGUCAGAGCCUACAGGUGGAAGCUAGGGUGGUGAAAGGGCUGAAUCGACAGGCAGUGAUAGGCAGAUCACUAUAGGAUACAGAUCUAGUAAGUACAAUCUCAACUGAUGUCCUAAUUAAGCCCAAACUGUCUAAAAGCCCCUAUAUUCUUUCUUAUCUGCAAAUUAUGUUGUCACCUUUAAAUCAACAAUUGUAUUCAACAAUAUGAAAAUGUGGAUUUUUCAAAAUAGUUUCAUAUUUUGUCAAAUAUAGUAUUCACUUUCUUCAUUUAGAUUUAGAUUUAAAAACAACACUCCCAUGUAUUUAAUGUGAUUAUGAAGCUACCACUAGCAGCUGGGUCAACUAGCUUAGCAUGAAGACUCUUAAUAUUGAACUAAAUCCACCUAGCAGCUCCUCCAGAGCUCUCUGAUGAACAUAUCUCAUUUUAUCAAUUAAAAUCCAAAAAGUAAAAUCAACCUGAUAUGUUCUCUGGAUCUGUUAUUUGGGGUCUUUGUAUGUCGGAUUAUUUCUCGAAUGUUCACAGUGACUCCCUGUAGUCCUCAUAACAAAAUUUUAUGCAAAGAACGUCCGAGCCCCCCCCUCCCUUUCCCCCCUGAAAAAAAAAAAAAAAUGAAUUGAUCACAUAUUAACCUCAAAUUUAAGAUGACACGUCAUUUUUAAGAGUUUAUACUUCAAUUCAAUAAAUUCAUAAAAUCUGAAUUUUUUAUUAAUCUAGUAUUUUACAUAAUCAACUUUUUUAACUGUAGACGUAAGGAGCCUUAUUCAGUAGUUAAAAAUGAAGCCGAACUGAAUGUAUUCUGGAGGUAAGGCACCAUGUUGGCCGCUAGGUGGAGUUCUAGGGCAGGGUAACUUUUAAAAUGGUACCGACAACUGAGUGUAAUUUGAUGAUGGUUGCAUGAUAAAAUAUAACGUUUGCAGUAUUUUAUGGUUUAUGUGCUGGAUGACGGUUUUCUAUUAAAAUUGAAAU